This is a messenger RNA of Hirundo rustica (Barn swallow), 4661 nucleotides long. Its product is annotated as TOG array regulator of axonemal microtubules protein 2-like. Gene Ontology annotation, cellular component: cilium; cytoplasmic microtubule. The transcript is spliced from 25 exons. The record is from RefSeq and is a predicted model, not a curated record. Gene Ontology annotation, molecular function: microtubule binding. Lineage: Eukaryota; Metazoa; Chordata; Aves; Passeriformes; Hirundinidae. The coding region runs from base 3192 to 4661 and encodes 489 amino acids. Gene Ontology annotation, biological process: microtubule cytoskeleton organization.
GCUUAUGGAGUGAUGGUGUGAGUAUGUCAUGGGGUUGGGAUGCACUUAUCUGUGGAGCACUGUUUAAUGGAGGUGCUGAGGGGCAAACCUUUGUGCUAGGAAGAAGCAGCUGAAGAGGUUUGGAUACAGCAGCACCGAAGCAGAUGCAGAGACCAUCGUGACAUCCACAGUGCUGAGGCGUUCUUUUGUGUUGAGGAUGGACUUGGUUGGCUCGUCUUCUGAAAGCUAGCUGAUGAAGAGACACCAGCCUGGUGACAGCAGGACAUUCCCAGAGGGCGAGGUGGCCUUCCUUGACUCCCAACGUGGAUUCUGAUGCCCGGAUGUCCUGUCCCAGAGAUAAGUGGAGGGCUUGGGGCACAGAGGGGAUGAAAAUGGGGUGCUGGGUUGGGACUUGCCAGAGGGAUUUGAGUCAGGUUUGGAUAGGGGGAUGUCCAAGAUGUGACCCCUUAGGCCACAUCAAGGGCAUCUCUCCCAGCACUGAAGUGCGCAGGGCCGAGCAGUCCCGAUGUGUGUCGUGGUGUGUCUCAUGUGGCAGGUCUUUUGCCUUAGCCCUUUGAGGGGCCUAUCAAAAACACCAGGCGUUGUUCUUAGCAUCUCCCUGUUCCUUGGCCAGGUGCUGAUACCUUUGAGCCACUGGUUUGGACUUACAUCUGAAUUGCAGCUCUUCAGAAGCGUCCAGUCCAAUGUCUUCUCAGGCCUUGUUCUGAGCUGUAUCGACAGCUGUCCACUGCCGUGAUCCAUUAUGGUGGGUUAGGACUUGUCCAAAUGCAAAGAUAGAGGAUUCUGACCGUAGGACUCUUGGGCAUCCAUCUUUGUGGCUCUUGGAAUGAGUCCUCUUGUUAGCAUUUUCUUCCUGCAGGGUUCUGUGAGCCUGGCCAGCUCACCCUUGGUCUUACCUUGGUCAUCUCAUUCAGAGUCCUCACUGUCAUUCUUCUUGCCAAGAGUUUUCUCUCCCUGUUGUAUCCCCUUGUUUGUUGUCUCCUGUGUCACAGGUGCCAGUGAGUGUUUGGCCUGGAGCUGCUCUGCCCUGCUGCCUAGCUGGCUGUAGGGGUAAUAGGACAAGCCCCAGGGGCCUGAAAUGGGUGGUGUAGGGGGGAGUUGGACUGUAGAGGGUAGAGGGCCUUCCUAGGUUGCCACCAGAUGCCUGCAGCUGUCAGGUUAUGCUGCAGCGCUUUGACAUUUUUCCCUAGCUUCCUUUCAGGUGCAGAUGGAUUGAGCCCGUUGCAGAGCGCCCCUCCCUGAAGCGGAAGUGAAGCUGGAUAGCGGCAGUCAAGGUGAUGUGAGCAAGGUGGUCCCCUCCCAUUACGCCGAGUUCCCCUCACCAACCAGAUGAUGGAUCCGCUUUGCCCGUCUCGUGAGUCCUCUGGGGAGCAGCACAGAACUGUGAUGAAGCCUUGCUCUUCUCUGUUUGAAGAGGCCAGCUACAGCACAAAAGUCAAAUGUUAUUGUAAAGUUGAAGGAACGAACACAAGUUUCUUGUCAUCUGACCCUGAAGUGGGCGUCUGUAUUUCAUACAACUGAAAUGACUGGUUAAAUCUGGAGACUUCUGAGCACGAGAGAACUAAAGAAUUACCUUAAAGUUUGGUUGGUCUUAUUUUUAAUCUGGAACUCGAAAUUGUAAAUAAACUGUGAUGGGCUGUUGUGCUUCUCUUCUUUGGACUCUAAAAGAUGGAACUAACUGGGAACAAAAUGAAGAACUACCUCGUCUGCCAGGAAGAGACCAGGGUUACAAGUAUGAAGCUCUAUGGCUGCACGAUGCAGUGAUGUUCAGCACUCUGGGACACACUUGUAUCUUACUGAAUUGUGAGGUUUGGGCUGGGGCUAAAGUCUUUUAAGAAACACGGCAUUGUUUACAGACAAGGAUGUUGCGUAUGUGUGUCCAUUUAAUGGCCCCAUUAAAGGACAAGGGUACGUCACAAACUGCAGGCUGUACCUGAGGAGUGUGGAAAAUAGCUUUGCAGAGGGCAGAAAGGCUCUAAAACCACCUGAAUCUCGGAGAAAAAAACCAAGAACUGGCGUCCCUGAGUGGCCUCCUCUAAAGGGGCAGCAAAAGGGUCACAGUGAACCCUCUGCAGUGAGCAUCGCAAGCUCCCAAGAAGAUCAAAAGCCAAACAGUCCGCUCCGGAGAAGAACGUUUCUGGCCAGAGCAGCUCAUCUCAAAUUCGUCCCAGACCAACAGAUCUCCAAGGGCCCUGGAAUCCGUCACCCUGAAACCUCCUGGACAGCGAUCAGAGGACACCUCUGAGACGAAUUUGACCACAGCUGCACACAAGCCUUUGUGCUUUGGCAGCUGGGGGAGGAUAUGAAGGUGAAGAUGCACAUCCCAAUGCAGAACUUUUCUUCUGGGACCUUCACAAUAAUCAUGUCAUGUGGGAAUCUUUGAAGAAGCUGAAGGACAUUGUUUAUCCUAAUGUGGAAGAAUCACAUUGGUUGUCAAGUCUGGAAUCAACCCAUGGGUUAGAACAUAUCAAGCUGGUGCUGACGGGAGCCAUUCAGGUGCCAGACGAGGUGUCCUCGGGCUGGAGCUCGGCGCCGGUUCACUGCGGCGCCGGCUGGGACCGCACGGCGCAGCUCACCUCCCUGGCCGUGCUUGUGCUGGACGGCUACUACAGAACCGUUGAAGGCUUUGAAGUUCUGGUGCAAAAAGAGUGGAUAAGCUUUGGACACACGUUUUCAUCGGGGAGAGGGAGACUGAUGCCUUCUGAUAAUGGCCCAGCCAUUCAAACCAGAUUGAAAAUGGAGUUGCUGAGAUAAGUUUUAAGAGUAAGAAAGCAGCAAGUUCUCUAGGGUAUGACAGUCUGUGAGCACUGGACGGGUCCUAUUUCUAUAUUGUGGCAUCAGUGGUGGAGUCUAUGGGGAACUGAAGAGUUUUCCUGGGACGCAGAGUGCUGUCUCCAGCUCUGGGGCCUCCAACAUGAGAAGGACAUGAACCUGCUGAAAUUAUUCCAGAGGAGAAAUAAUGGCUAAAGAACCUCUCCUAUGAAGAAUGCUGCCGUGCAACCCACCUGGGUGCUUGGCACAUCCUAGGUUUUUUUCCCCUCUCUUGUCACAUCAGAACACCCUGGCAUCCUCAGGUCCAGAGGGACUUUGAGAAAAAGGAUUCCCAGUGAGACAAGCAAGCUUCUUCAGGAUCUACAACAAACACCCAGAAGAAGAAAGGAAAGAGCUCGUGGUGUCGGAUCGGACCUGGGAUGCCUCUGUUCCCAAGGAAACUCGCUGACCUGUUUGGGUUGAAGACUUAUGAGCAGAACCCAGUCCUUGGGAAUGGAGGUCUUGGCUCCCGGCCUGCUGAGGGGCCCUUGGCCCAGGAGCCCCGGCAGAGGCAGCUGAGCAGCGCUGUCCCCAGGGUCGAUGCCGAGGAGGACAAGGUGAAGGCCGAGCAUGGCUCAGCCUCACCAAGAGGCCUCCAAUGGAGCCAGGCCAAGGAGAUGGGUCAUUCCACCAGUCCUGGUCCUACCCGUUAUGAAGAACUGAGGGAUGGCUUUGAAAAGCUCCACGCUGUGUUGUACUGGUUGGCUCGAGAGAACCUAGACCAGAAGGACGUAGAGCGUUGGGUGGAGGAGAUCAAGGAAAGGAGACAAAAGAAUAUGUCCUUGCAGCUGCCUCCUCAGACAGCUGACCCUGGGGAUGCAGCUGAAGCAAGCUUUAGCCUACCACCUGUCAAUGGCACAGCUUCCGGUGUGCAGAGAAAACACCCCAGUAGUUCCUUGAAGAAGAAGGUCUUGAGGAAGGAGGACAAUGUGCCCUUACUGUCCAAGACACCCAUCAUCCGUGGGGAUGGCAGCUUCCCACGCAAGCUGCCAUCAGUGACCUCGCAGACGGCCACGGGUGCCGAGCGCCCAGAGGAGCCGCUCCGUGGGCAUGGGCAGAAGGGCACAGCCUCUUCUGAUCCACAGCAGUCCUUGCUCCAGGCACUCUCCCUGCUCAGCAGUGAUGACUGGGAGCUGAAGGAGAAGGGACUCCUCAGCAUCAAACACCUGGCUGGGUCCCAUUCGGAAGUCCUGCUUUGUCGACUUCAUGACGUUUGCUGGGCAGUUUCCAGCGAGGUGACCAACCUCCGCUCAAAGGUGUCCUACUCUGCAAUCGUCGCUCUGGGAGAGCUCUUUGCAGCCUUCAAGAAGGACAUGGACUCUGAGGUGGAUGAGGUGUCUCGGGUCCUUCUUCAGGUGGUGUGGAACUCCCCAGAGUUUGUUCAGGAAGCAGCCACUCAGACCCUGGGGAUCAUGGUGGCCAAUGUGACUCCUGCACGAGCAAUGACUGCUCUCAUGGACAGGGGAGUCAAGAGCCGCCAAGCCCAGGUGCGGAAGUGUGCGGCCAAACUCCUCCUGUCCUUGAUGGAGAAAAUCGGAGUCACGGAGCUCGCAGACACACCCAGGGCUGAGAGGCUGGCACACGUGGCAGGGAAGCUUGCUCAGGACUGUGACAAGGAUACAAGGCAUUACGGCCAGGAGAUGGUGAAGAUGUUUCUGAGUCAUCAAAAACUUAAAUGGCUUUUUGAACAAUCCGUUUCCACUCGUGACCUGGAAGAUAUUAUGACAAGAAUUAGGAAGAAAGGGAUGGAAAACCAGGAGGGUGAAAAGCCAUCUGUCAAGAAGCUGGAGAAGAGGAAUGAUGACUCGAAGAAGCCCCAGGCCACAUUGCCUUUGAGUAAACGGUACUGA